CAUCCUACAGCAACAGCCAUGUCCGCCAUCACCCUGCCCCCCACGUUCCCCGUCGUCGGCCUCGGCGCCGCCGCCAUCUGCUUCCUCCAGUUCUUCCAGAUGGGCGUCGUCGGCUCGGCGCGCAAGGCGGCCAAGGUGCCCUACCCCAACCUCUACGUCUCGGACGCCGACGCCAAGGCCGACCAGAACAAAUACAAGUUCAACUGUGCCCAGCGCGCGCACGGCAACACGCUCGAGAACGUGCCCUCCGUGAUCGCGCUGUUCGGCUUCCUCUCCGUCUUCCACCCCAUCGUCGCCACCUCGGCCGUUGUCGUCUGGGUCUUCGGCCGCGUCUUCUACACUCUCCAGUACGCCGCCGGCAACCCCGCCAAGCGUAACGGCGGUGUCGCCAUCUCGCACUACCUCGGCAUCCUCACCCUCCUCUUCGGCUCGCUCUACGUCGCUGUCACCAAGUCGAUCGAGGUGUUCGCUUAAUCCCGGGAUCUAGUUGUGGAAUGUAUGCGUGUAGAAGCCGGUGUCGUAGCCGACGGCGUGUGCGAGUGAUGGCCGAAGGGCGAGG
Messenger RNA from Vanrija pseudolonga, 559 nucleotides. It is a transcript of the gene Mgst3, whose product is annotated as Microsomal glutathione S-transferase 3. The transcript has 4 exons. Gene Ontology annotation, molecular function: glutathione peroxidase activity; glutathione transferase activity. Gene Ontology annotation, cellular component: nuclear envelope; endoplasmic reticulum; membrane. Lineage: Eukaryota; Fungi; Basidiomycota; Tremellomycetes; Trichosporonales; Trichosporonaceae. The coding region runs from base 19 to 474 and encodes 151 amino acids. The record is from RefSeq and is a predicted model, not a curated record.